AUGUCAUCUUCCCCGUCGUCGUCGUCGACCUCUUUCAUGACCACGACACGAAUUUCAGCCACAACAAGCUCUUCAGCCCUCGGAAAUCAUGUCAACCAUAGUGUCUCAACUGCUGUAAAUAAUAACAACAAUAAUGGCAACAACAACCAUAACAACAGCAACACUAACAACAAUAACACUCCUUCAUCUCCAUCCACCGGAAAUUCUCUUCUCAAUUCCAUUAAACGAAAACUUACCAAAACAUCCGAAAAGCUGUCGAGUCCAAGAAUCACUAAGAAGCAGCAGGCAUCAUCAGUUCCUAAUUUACAAACUCGAUCGAAUCUUCAUGAAAGUACAAAUCAUAAUAAUAGUAGUACUGGUAGUAGUAGUAGUACUUUUAAUAAUGAUCAUCCUGUCUCUCCUCCGAUGAGUAGUAAUAGCAAUAAUAGCAGUAAUAGUAAUAGUAAUACCAAUAGCAGUCCUCAGACAAAACGUAAAAUUCCUCUUCUUUCUCUAUGGAAUCUUCAUCCAACGAGUACGUUAACUGUGGCCACACAAAAUACAAAAGAAGCUUUGGAAACCUUUUUGGAUGAAACUCUUCAAGAAGUUCCUCCUCCUCCUUCUUGUUCUUCUUCGAAUAAUCAUGAAAUGGUUUCAUCUCCGAGAAUUUCCAUUGUGUCAAACGUUCAAAAUCUUUGGAUCGAAACAGUCACUCGAGUUUAG
Naegleria lovaniensis is the source of this 702-nucleotide messenger RNA. RefSeq lists its product as uncharacterized. Bases 1 to 702 code for a protein of 233 amino acids. The transcript has a single exon. Lineage: Eukaryota; Heterolobosea; Eutetramitea; Acrasida; Naegleriidae. The record is from RefSeq and is a predicted model, not a curated record.